CUCAGAAUCAUCCAAAGUAUAAAACACAACAGAAGUAAUCGAAGACAAUGUCUGGUCCCGAAAUCAUCAGCUCUGAAGCCUUCCCUCUCAAGCCUCACAACUCUCCUGCCGCCAAAGUCCCUGGUCUCAUAUUUUGCAGUGGGCAAAUUGGUAACGGCGAGAUCGAAGCUGCGACUCUUGAGUCGUUGACAAAAUUAAAGGAACUCCUCGAGCUUGGCGGUUCCUCCUUAGAGCAGAUUGCUAAGGUAAAUAUCUUCAUGAAAGAUAUCAAUCAGUUCAGUGCCAUGAAUGAGGUCUUCUCCAAGUUCCUUCCCGACCCUAAACCCGCGAGGACAUGUAUUCAAGCCGGAAAGCUUCCGGGCGGAGAGACCUCGACCAUCGAAAUUGAAUGCAUCGCUCGGGCUUAAGAUACAGCACGUCUUGGUGUCCUUUUGAUGUAAUUGGGAAUUAG
Cryptococcus deneoformans JEC21 is the source of this 451-nucleotide messenger RNA. RefSeq lists its product as hypothetical. The transcript has 6 exons. The record is from RefSeq and is a predicted model, not a curated record. Bases 48 to 407 code for a protein of 119 amino acids. Gene Ontology annotation, molecular function: deaminase activity. NCBI's taxonomy places the organism in Eukaryota, Fungi, Basidiomycota, Tremellomycetes, Tremellales, Cryptococcaceae. Gene Ontology annotation, cellular component: cytosol; mitochondrion.